Thecamonas trahens ATCC 50062 is the source of this 696-nucleotide messenger RNA. RefSeq lists its product as uncharacterized. The coding region runs from base 1 to 696 and encodes 231 amino acids. NCBI's taxonomy places the organism in Eukaryota, Apusomonadida, Apusomonadidae. The transcript has a single exon. The record is from RefSeq and is a predicted model, not a curated record.
AUGGCUGACGCUCUCGCGGCGUACUACGCCGGCGGCAUCGACGGGGCGACCGAGUCGGACUCGGACUUUGAGACGAUGGUGGCCGGGAGCGAGCAGCCAAACGAGAAGGUUAAGGCCAAAGCAAAGACCAAGACAGCAUCCCGCAGCCGUCGGCGGGUCCGCAAGCCUGUCCACAAGCCGACGUGCAAGUAUGGCAUCAAGUGCUUCAACAUCGACGAGCGCCACAUCGCCAAGUUUGUGCAUCCACACGGCCACGAUCCGUACCUCGCCAAGUACCGCAACGACGCGGCGCUGUCGUCCGAGACCGAGUCCGGCUCGACCGAGAUUGAGAGCAAGGCCACAGACAGCUACGACGGCUUCUCGACCAUCGAUGUACUGGCGCCGGGUGACGACAACUCGCUUGUCGACUCGGAGCUCGAGACAGACGACGGACUCGGCUCGGCCUCGGACUCGUCGACUACCAUCGGCCUUGCCGCCAUUCCUGCCACACCGUCGCCGAGCAGCUCGUCGCGCUCGCCGGACUCGGUGCCGCACUCGGUGGCGGCGGCCGCGCUGCGGGCGCAGUUGCGGGCGCCGACCGGCUCGCCCAUCAUGCUCACCACUCGCGAGCUGGCGGCGGCAGCGCCGACGUUCAAGCUGUGGAAGCCGCCGCCGCCGCCAUGCCGACGGGCGCCGCUGGCUCCCGUCAACCGCUAG